Molecule: messenger RNA, 1002 nt
Organism: Bufo gargarizans (Asiatic toad)
Lineage: Eukaryota; Metazoa; Chordata; Amphibia; Anura; Bufonidae
Product: galectin-4-like
Exons: 7
Coding region: 1-558 (185 amino acids)
Molecular function (GO): carbohydrate binding
Source: RefSeq, a predicted model, not a curated record
AUGUCUCCGGCUCCACCGCCAUACACUCCAGGUCCAGGAUUUGUUCAAAAUUCGUUUGAACCUCCAAUAUAUGCAGCACAGAAGGUAACAGUUAUGGCUGCAGCUCCUGUCCUUGGGGCUCUCACGCCACAGAAAGCCCCCAUGACUGUGUACAACCCGGUAAUGCCCUUUCAAGCUGUUUUUCAGAAGCACUUUGGCAGAAAUGGAAAUGUCAUUAUCAUGGGAAAUAUCGCUUAUGGGGCAGACAAGUUUCACGUGAAUCUCUUAAACAGCAGAACAAGGAAUAUUCAGCUUCAUAUCAACCCUCGUUUAAGAGAAGGAGUAAUAGUAAGAAAUACUCAAGACAGAGGCAAAUGGGGGCCUGAGGAAAGACAUAUGUCCUACAUGCCAUUCCACCCUGGGCAAAGCUUUCAGCUGGAAAUCAGGAACGAGGGAGGCUCUUUCGGGAUCUAUUCUAGUGGAACAAAAUUAUUCGACUAUGUCCACCGCCUACCUUUCCACCAAAUUGACAUGAUUGAAGUUGGAGGAGAUGUCACCUUGACUUUUGUCCAAUACUAACCUCAUGCAAGUAAGAUACAAGAAUUGGUCCACAAGGAGCCUUAAGCAGACAUCAUUGUGUCUAAAUCUUAGUGCAAACCCAAGCGGAAGAAGACACUAAGGCAUCUUGAUUACAGUACUCUUAUGUCUCAGCCAUCAAUGAUCUGCUUUAAUAACAUCUUGGUUUACCACUUACACGUUCAUAAGGUGCUUUCAUGACCAUUUUCUUUAGCCUUCCUUAGCAAUUCUAGCUUUGUAAAUCUUGGAGUAAUGAUAUUGUUCUUCAUAGUGAAAAUUUUUGAGAAAUUUGUAAAAUUCCUUUUAGUACAUUUCAGCUGUCAUUGAUAGCUAUACAUCAAUGACUCCCUCUGGGACCUCUUUACAUGAUACCUGUUUUGUGUUUGUGUGCUGGUUAUCUGACAAGUACUGUACUGUACCUUGACGCAAUAAACAAAUUGAUUCACA